ACUCGCCACUUAAGCUCCUUCUACCUGCGGUGAAGGAGAACUCAAAAAACCCAGCCGAUCAAGCCAUGGCCAUGAGGGCUCUCGCGCUUUCCCCGUCCCAGAGCUCCUCAUUUGGGCUCCACCAGAGUAUGCCCUCCUUCAAGCCAAGCAGCACCAGUCCUGCUAGAUCAGUCAGGGCCUAUGCGAAAGCGGAUGAGCAGGAGGAGGAGAAGAAGAAGGUGCCCAAGCAGUCCUUGUUUGGGAACAUCACCGAGGCGCUGGACUUCUCGCAGGUCCGGUCGGAGAAGGAUGCGGAGCUGCUGUAUGAGGCCAGGGAUUCCAUCAAAGAUGAAGGAAGGAUGACAAGGGAACAGUAUGCAGCCCUUCGGAGGAAGAUUGGUGGCACCUACAAGGAUUUCUUCAAGUCAUAUGUUGAAGUUGACGGUGAAUACGUGGAGGAAGGUUGGGUGGACAAGACCUGCAAAGUUUGCAAGAAAGACACAAGAGGGGAGCCAAGGCAAGUUGACAAUCUAGGAAGAUAUAUGCAUGUGGCGUGCGCAGAGAACUCGAAACCAACAAACUUCUUUUCCAAGCUCUUCGGCAGAUGAACUUCUUUUGUACCAUCAAACCCGUUGUUCGACUCAUGGUUAGAUAAAUAGAUGGAUGCUAUAACACCAAGGGAUUAGGACAGUAAUGUGUACUGUGUUGUUCAUGUGAAAUGGUUUUUGAUGAGCAUAUAUACACAUUCCAUUAUCCAA
Messenger RNA from Aegilops tauschii subsp. strangulata, 737 nucleotides. RefSeq lists its product as uncharacterized. NCBI's taxonomy places the organism in Eukaryota, Viridiplantae, Streptophyta, Magnoliopsida, Poales, Poaceae. Gene Ontology annotation, biological process: chloroplast organization; positive regulation of DNA-templated transcription. The record is from RefSeq and is a predicted model, not a curated record.